AUGCGAGUGUUAGUUGACCAAGAGGGUGGAUAUAAGAUUAAGAUUGGUGAUUUCACAUGGCUUUACUCAUCCCAUACUGCUCUGUAUGUGGAUGAUAAAUGGUACUCAUCGGAUGAUGAUUCGCUUCCAUUAACGGGUAUAUCGUUUGCACAGGGUUCGGAUGUAAAUCUAGGGAGCUGGAAUGAAACACAAUUGAAUUAUGAUCUUAUUCGCGGUGGAAUACAUACGAAAAUUGUUGGACAUAUACGACAGUGGCAAACUAAUUCAGCAAUCACAUUUCACUUGGAUACUGGUGAUCAAAUACUAAGUAAUUCGAUGCCCUUGGAUAUGGACAGUGUUCGCACGGUAUUUCCAUCAUUUCAUAUAAAGCAACUGCAUGAAUAUGACCAACUGGGCUUUUUUACCUUUGCCGGAGACAUGUGUGGCGAUGUAUCCAAACAUGCUGGCUGGUGGAAUUCAUCUAGCCAAGUUAUAACCGGAGGGAUGACUGGUGGACCAGUUGUUCUUUUUGAUCUUACUCAACAUGGAGAAAAUGACAUGAUUGUUCUUUCACCCUUUUCUCGAUUUAUGGCAACAUCGUUGAGUCAAACAGAUAGUAUCCUUGAAUACGGGGUUAUGGGUUCAAUGCUGACUAUUCCAGCUAACUAUAAUCAUUCGAUGAUCAUCUUCUAUUCUCCAAAUGGUAUCAACGAAGGCGUCCGCGAAUGGGGCACAAUGAUGCGAAAGGCACAUAAUCGAACCGCUGAACAUCGUCUCAACGAUCUAACUAUUAACUAUCUGGGUUAUUAUACAGAUAAUGGCGGUUAUUAUUACUACAAUACGGAAAAAGGACUCAAUUAUGAACAAACGAUAAUCGAUGUUUAUCAGCAAAUUCGUCUACCGUUUCAUUAUCUACAAUUGGAUUCUUGGUGGUACUACAAGGAUAUUGGUGGUGGCGUAACUCAGUUUACACCGAUGCCAACGAUAUUCCCUGAUGGUCUACAAGCACUUCAUCGUCGAGUAGGAAACAUGCCAUUCGCCGCACAUAAUCGAUAUUGGGCAUUUGAUACGGUUUAUAAGCAAAAUUAUUCCUUCGCUCUCGAUGAAGUUCAUGGCAUCGCGUUACCAAUUGGAAAUGAUUCAUUUUGGUUUGACUUAUUUACUCAAACACACGAUUGGGGUUUGAUUCUUUAUGAGCAAGAUUGGCUUGAUCAGCAAACGUAUAAUUUUACUCCAUUAUUCACGGAUAUUCAUCUCGGACAUCAAUGGUUAACAUCGAUGGGUGACGCAGCCGAAAAAGUCGGAGUGAAUAUUCAAUACUGUAUGAGUUUACCGCGGCAUACUUUAACCGCCCUCGAAGUUCAACGUGUAACACAUGCACGAGUGUCGACGGAUUAUGCAUUUCAUCUGGAACAGACUCGAAAUGCACAACAAUGGGCUAUUGGAAUAUCGAGUAUGUUUGCUGAUGCGGUUGGUUUAGCACCAUUUAAAGAUGUUCUAUGGUCAACAAAAGAUCAGCCAGGACCUGUCGGACCUGGCGAUGCUAUUAAUUAUACAAACAGUUCGCGUAUCAUGAAAUGUUGUCGACAAGAUGGUUUAAUAUUAAAACCAGAUCGACCGUUGACAAUGAUCAACACUUUAGUAUCUGAGUGGGCAUACUACAAUGGUGUUGCACAGGGUGAACUUUAUUCAACAAGGACAACAAUAAGUAACCAAACAUUUCAUACGAUAUUCGCAUCGGCAAUGCAGCUAGAUUAUAUGAUAUCUCCAUCGAUGAUCGGCGCAGAAGCUGGAGUCAUCUGGUCAUAUGACAAUGCUGAUGUUGUUGACACAUUUUCAGAUGUUAAUACUUUAGAUGUUUCAGUUUUCGAUUGUGGCGAUCUAUCAAUAUGCCUUUGGUAUGUGUCACCUUUAAUGCAAUUGAGCGAUCCAGACCGGACAUAUUAUGCUGUUCUUGGUGAAUGGAAUAAAUGGACAGCCAUCAGUCGACAACGUAUUACCGAAAUCAAGCCAGUCAAUAGUACAGUUAUCGUCUCACUUCAAGGUGUACCCAAUGAAAUAGUGCAAAUGCAUGUUUUUCAUGGUGAUCUAUUGUCGAUAAUAGUAAACUGUCAAAUGUCAGCGGAUGUUGGCACAGGUCGAUUAACAAUAACCGCCUCAAAUGUCACUUGUACUUGA
Molecule: messenger RNA, 2157 nt
Organism: Adineta ricciae
Lineage: Eukaryota; Metazoa; Rotifera; Eurotatoria; Adinetida; Adinetidae
Source: the annotation of a GenBank genome assembly